UAGACGGCGCGGGACCCAGAAGUUGGGUAGUUCGUGCGCUCGCCGGCCGCGCCCACCAUGCUCAAGCGCUGCGGCCGGCGAUUACUGCUAGGACUGGCGGGCGCGCUGCUCGCUUGCCUUCUGGUGCUCACCGCUGACCCACCACCCGCUCCGGUGCCCGCCGAGCGCGGCCGGCGCGCGCUGCACAGCUUAGUGCCCCCAGCGCUUGGUUUGGAGGCAGCGGCGGCGCCCCGAGUGCUAGCCCGCGAGGUGCACAGCCUGUCCGAGUACUUCAGCCUGCUGACUCGCGCGCGCAGGGACGCGGGGCCGCCGCCCGAUGGCAACCCCCGUCCCGCCGACGGCCACCCGCGGACCCCGGCCGAGCCACUGGUCCCCCGCGAUGUCUUCAUCGCGGUCAAGACCACCAGGAAGUUUCAUCGUGCGCGCCUAGACCUGUUGCUGGAAACUUGGAUCUCGCGCCACAAGGAGAUGGGUCGUGUCUUUUCUUCUAGACAUUCAUCUUCACCGACGGGGAGGAUGAAGUGCUGGCUAGGCACACGGGUGAGCCCUGGGCUUGGGGGGCUUGGGGCAAGGAGGGGGUGCCUUCUUUCAGAGCAAAUGUCCCUCCUUCCUCUUCUACAGUGGCCAAGGGGUCAGGGGCCGAGAGGCAAUGUGGUCAACACCAACUGCUCAGCUGCUCACAGCCGCCAGGCGCUGUCCUGCAAGAUGGCUGUGGAGUAUGACCACUUCAUUGAGUCCGGGAGGAAAUGGUUCUGCCAUGUGGAUGAUGACAACUAUGUCAACCUGCGCGCCCUGCUGAGGCUGCUGGCCAGCUACCCACAUACCCAAGACAUCUACAUUGGCAAGCCCAGCCUGGACCGGCCCAUCCAGGCCACCGAGCGUGUCAGUGAGAACAGGGUGCGUCCUGUUCACUUCUGGUUUGCCACUGGUGGGGCUGGCUUCUGCAUUAGCCGAGGGCUGGCGCUGAAAAUGAGCCCAUGGGCCAGCGGAGGCCACUUCAUGAGCACUGCGGAGCGCAUCCGGCUGCCAGACGACUGCACUGUGGGCUACAUUGUGGAAGCUCUGCUGGGCGUGCCCCUCAUUCGCAGUGGCCUCUUCCACUCGCACCUGGAGAACCUGCAGCAGGUGCCUGCCUCUGAGCUCCAUGAGCAGGUGACCCUGAGCUAUGGCAUGUUUGAAAACAAGCGGAAUGCUGUCCAUGUGAAGGGCCCCUUCUCAGUAGAGGCUGACCCAUCCAGGUUCCGCUCCAUCCACUGUCACCUGUACCCGGACACACCCUGGUGUCCCCGCACCGCCAUCUUCUAGCAGCCAUGGCUGAGACCCCUGUCCCUGGGUGCCCCUGGUAUCCAGAGGACCCAGGGACCUCUGUUGUGCUGCCCUGGCCUUGGCUCUAAAGCCCCCAGGGUCUCACUCCUGUGUGUGUGUCACAUGCUCACCAGGCAGCAGGCUGCCGACCAGUUCUGCUCCUUGAGGUUCCCUCUGGGCAGCUCUGUGUUGUUAUGAGGUUUGGAUCUCUGUUGCUCAGGGCUUCUCUGCAAGGAUAUGGGUUCCCCUCCUAACUGAGCAUGGGCCCUGGAGUCUUGAGCCAUGCUUGGAGCAGAGGAAGCUGAUUUGGGGGUGAGGCCUGCACCCCUUCUGGUAGUUCAGGCACUGCAUGUGGCUCUGAGUAACAGGAGCCACUGCCCAUCCCAGUGACCCCAGGAGUCCCCUGGUGGUUGUGCAGUUAGUGAACAGCCCUCUUGGGCUGGGGGCCUUCCCAGCCCCCUGAGAUCCUGCUUUGUCUCCCCUGAUUGGGGGAGUCAGAGCUGAGUAUUUUAUCUCCUCUCCAAAGUAGAGAGAAUGUCGCCCACAGUGGGCGUGCCUGUAAAUAUUGUGACAGUAUUUUUUUACUGUGCUGUUUUUGACAGAGGGUGGGUUAAGGGGAGGGUGUUGCAUGUUUUUUCGGGGUGGGGAGGGUCUUAUUUUAUGUUUUCUGUGGAUCAGAAAAAGCAGAAGCCAAACUUGGGAUCCCUUUGUUUGUAAAGCUGACCGGGGAAUGUCUAACCUGCUCUGUAUUUAUGUGUUCCAGUAUCUGGAAUCGCCCUCCCCUUUCCUCCCCAGACCACCUGGCUCAGUGUGGCUCACCUGGCCUUAGGGUGUGUCCUGCGUUCUGUGUUCUGUUUGCAAAGACAUAGCUAGGAAAGUGGAGGAUAAGGGAGAAGCUCUCAGGGAAUUGGAGUGUUGUUGCCAUGGUGAUGUCCUGUUGCUGUGAAUAAAGGUGCUCUUUGCAGCAGCCCAGGCUCUGGGUCCUGGCUUGAA
Molecule: messenger RNA, 2298 nt
Organism: Cavia porcellus (domestic guinea pig)
Lineage: Eukaryota; Metazoa; Chordata; Mammalia; Rodentia; Caviidae
Product: beta-1,3-N-acetylglucosaminyltransferase lunatic fringe
Exons: 8
Coding region: 58-1305 (415 amino acids)
Biological process (GO): pattern specification process; regulation of Notch signaling pathway
Cellular component (GO): Golgi membrane
Molecular function (GO): O-fucosylpeptide 3-beta-N-acetylglucosaminyltransferase activity
Source: RefSeq, a predicted model, not a curated record